Messenger RNA from Aspergillus candidus, 1922 nucleotides. RefSeq lists its product as uncharacterized. The transcript has 6 exons. Lineage: Eukaryota; Fungi; Ascomycota; Eurotiomycetes; Eurotiales; Aspergillaceae. The record is from RefSeq and is a predicted model, not a curated record. The coding region runs from base 162 to 1751 and encodes 529 amino acids.
CUUCCUCGAAGGAUAUUCCAGCGUGCAUGAUCUUAACUCCCACGGCAGAGUUUACUGGAACAUGAUGGUAGAAAUACAUAACUUCUGAUAAUAUCGUUUCUAUUUUCAGCGGUUGAACUCCGGGCACUUGUCACGGUAGUUCACUUCACAGCUUCCGCAACAUGUCUAUCGGUUCUCCAAAUUCUAGAUUGUCGACUAAUCCUGGAUCGCCCUUGAUGUUUUCACGAAGUGGGAGGGCCAAAUCUAGUGAGAUCGACGAACUUGAUCUCAACAAGCGUGAUACCCCCAUGAGGAACGCUUCCGAGGCUGCAGUCCAUUACAUGCGCCCUUCAAGUGAUGCACAACUUGAUAUUAUGAGACAGACACCAAGAGCCAACUUGCAUGGAGUCAGGGAUCAGGUCGAUGACGACGAGGGGUCUUCACAGUCUGGGAUACCCGUAUGGCGUGGACCCAGUGGUCUAACAGUACAUGCCCAGCAACAUUCAGACAAUCGAUUUGCCUCAAAUCCAGGUAGCAUACACCCGAUUAUCGCCAUGCCUGUGAAUCCUUCCACCAGUGAAAGGCAAAGCAGACAGCAGGACAGAGAGGGAACUCCGAGCUUACCAUUAAGAACCGCCGUUGAACCUGCAAGCGAUUGGUCUCAGCAUGCAACUCCCCGCGCCCAGACGAAGCAUGAUUUUGAAGACAAUGAUCUAACAUCGCGCCUGAGAAACCUUGAUGGUGUUCCCGAGGGCUCCGACAUCGAGAGAACCCACCAGAAACUCGACGAUUCAUCUGGUGUGGUUAGAUUUAAGAAUGUGCAUCUGAACGAUGGAGAAGCCGAGAUCCAUGCCUUGGAAUCGGCACUCUCUGAAUGCUGGUCACUAUGUAAUACACUAGCCAGCCUAAGCCAUAUCCACCAAAGAAGUACAGAACACAGCAGCAGUAUAUCGGAACCGUGGAAAUCCUGCUGGCGGCUUUGUCAGGAACUAUAUGCCUAUCAGGGGGGUGAUUUCCCAUCCCAGAUCGAUCCAACACUUGAUACUUGUCGCGACUUCUGCCAGACAUUAUUUGAAGCCAGGGCACGAGACGAUGAGCUUGUCGACUCGGUGCUACGCGUAAGCUUUGAGCUCAAUAAUCAUCUGUACAAUACCCGUGACCGAAACUUGCCCGAUGCUUUUAGGGAAAGGACAUUGGAGUUCUACAUAACGCUAUGUCAUCGCCUCAUGAAGCAAAGAAUGCGACUAUCCAGAACAGAAUCCCUCUUGAGUGCCUGCUGGUCAUUGGCGGAAAUCUUAUUCAAUAUGCGGCAAAUUUUCAAAGAGAGGAGACGGCUAGAUGAGGAUUUGGUUGGUGCCGCCGUCCAGGCUUGUUGGGAACUUUGCGAUAUUUUCAGACAAGGAUGGACGCAACGCAGUUUACGCAGCCCCGACCGUGGCACACCUCGGCCGAGCCAGGCGAUAUUCACAAGCGUUAUCCCACACACCGAGCCAGACGAGUUUGAUUCUAGUGAUAAACAAGACGAUCAAUUCGUUCAGAACCCCGAGACACCGACAACUAUCUUUGAGGACAUUGCUACCGCAUCAUCUGAAGAAGCGCCCAUCCAGAACAUCUUUAUAUUGGGCCAAAACAGGAAUGAAGACCCGCAUCCAACAUGGUCUUCCAAUUCGUCAAGCAUUUCUGACCAAACGCAGUCAUCCGAGCAAACUUCCUCGACGAACACCGUGACUAAUACUCCUAUUCAGAUAUCCCCAACCUGCAGAUCCUGGUGACGAAGGCUGCAGUAGACAGUUGACUUUGAGCCGAAGUAACUCUCAGAAUCCCCAAUAUUUGUGGGGCCACUCUCAUCUGAUGCUUUCGGGACAUGACCAUGGCAAGUGUCUCCGGCAAAGAGGCACAAGAGCCUGGUCGCGUUUCACCCAACUUCCCGGAAGCCCGUGGCC